CGUUCUUCUGCGGGCUACAAGAAGGCAGAGGAUGAGAUGUCCCGGGCCACGUCUGUUGGAGACCAGCUAGAGGCACCGGCCCGCAUAAUUUACCUCAACCAAUCUCAUCUCAACAAAUUCUGCGACAACCAGAUCAGUACGGCCAAGUACAGCGUGUUGACAUUUCUACCUCGAUUCUUGUACGAGCAGAUUAGGAGAGCUGCUAAUGCCUUCUUCCUCUUCAUUGCCUUAUUACAGCAAAUUCCAGACGUAUCGCCAACCGGACGAUACACCACCCUGGUGCCAUUGAUCAUAAUUUUAACAAUUGCAGGCAUCAAAGAGAUUGUAGAAGACUUUAAACGACAUAAGGCAGACAGCGCAGUUAACAAGAAGAAAACAAUAGUGUUAAGAAAUGGUAUGUGGCAUACCAUCGUGUGGAAAGAGGUGGCAGUGGGAGACAUCGUGAAGGUCCUCAAUGGGCAGUAUCUUCCAGCAGACAUGGUCCUGUUCUCCUCCAGUGAGCCUCAGGGGAUGUGCUAUGUUGAAACCGCUAACCUGGAUGGGGAGACGAACCUUAAAAUACGACAGGGCCUGAGCCACACGGCCGACAUGCAGACCAGGGAGGUGCUGAUGAAGCUGACAGGAAGGAUAGAGUGUGAAGGGCCUAAUCGCCACCUCUACGACUUCACCGGCAACUUGCACUUGGAUGGGAAGAGCUCUGUUGCCCUCGGGCCCGACCAGAUCUUACUAAGAGGCACCCAGCUCAGGAACACUCAGUGGGUCUUUGGCGUUGUGGUAUAUACCGGCCAUGAUAGCAAGCUCAUGCAGAAUUCAACAAAAGCUCCUCUCAAGAGAUCGAACGUCGAGAAGGUAACCAACGUGCAGAUCUUGGUUCUGUUUGGCAUCCUCCUGGUCAUGGCCCUGGUGAGCUCGGUGGGGGCCCUGUUCUGGAAUGGGUCCCAUGGUGGAAAGAGCUGGUACAUCAAGAAGAUGGACACGAGCUCAGAUAAUUUUGGAUACAACUUGCUGACAUUUAUCAUCCUGUACAACAAUCUGAUUCCCAUCAGCCUGCUGGUGACGCUGGAGGUUGUGAAGUACACGCAAGCUCUCUUCAUAAACUGGGACACAGAUAUGUAUUAUAUUGAAAACGACACUCCUGCUAUGGCCAGGACCUCGAACCUUAAUGAAGAGCUUGGGCAGGUCAAAUACCUGUUUUCCGACAAGACUGGAACGCUAACGUGCAAUAUCAUGAACUUCAAGAAGUGUAGCAUUGCCGGCGUGACCUAUGGCCACUUCCCAGAACUAGCCAGAAGAGCCCCUCAGAAUGACUUCUGCCGGAUGGGUCCGUGCCCCAGUGACUCCUGCGACUUUAAUGACCCCAGGCUGUUAAAGAACAUCGAGGACCAACACCCCACAGCCCCUUGUAUACAAGAGUUCCUUACCCUGCUGGCCGUCUGUCACACCGUAGUCCCUGAGAAGGAUGGAGAUGAAAUCAUCUACCAGGCUUCCUCCCCAGAUGAAGCUGCUUUGGUCAAAGGAGCUAAGAAGCUUGGCUUCGUGUUUACGGGCAGGACGCCGUACUCAGUCAUCAUCGAAGCGAUGGGGCAAGAACAGACGUUUGGAAUCCUCAAUGUUCUGGAAUUUUCUAGUGACCGGAAGAGGAUGUCUGUCAUUGUUCGAACUCCAUCAGGACAACUUCGACUCUACUGCAAGGGAGCUGAUAACGUAAUCUUUGAAAGACUUUCAAAAGACUCAAAGUACAUGGAGGAGACAUUGUGCCAUCUGGAAUAUUUUGCCACAGAAGGCCUGCGGACUCUGUGUGUGGCCUACGCGGAUCUUUCUGAGAAUGAGUAUGAGGAGUGGCUGAAAGUCUACCAAGAGGCCAGCAUCAUACUGAAGGACAGAGCACAGAGGUUGGAAGAGUGUUAUGAGAUCAUCGAGAAGAAUUUACUGUUACUUGGAGCCACAGCCAUCGAAGACCGUCUUCAAGCCGGGGUUCCCGAAACCAUAGCUACUCUGUUGAAGGCAGAAAUUAAAAUAUGGGUGUUAACAGGAGACAAGCAAGAAACUGCCAUCAAUAUCGGGUAUUCCUGUCGGUUGGUGUCACAGAACAUGGCCCUUAUCCUAUUGAAGGAGGACUCUUUAGACGCAACAAGGGCUGCCAUCACUCAGCACUGCACGGACCUGGGAGAGUUGCUGGGCAAAGAGAACGAUGUGGCCCUCAUCAUCGAUGGCCACACCCUCAAGUACGCCCUCUCCUUUGAAGUCCGUAGAAGUUUCCUGGACCUGGCGCUGUCCUGCAAGGCGGUCAUCUGCUGCAGAGUGUCCCCUCUGCAGAAGUCUGAGAUUGUGGAUGUUGUGAAGAAGCGGGUGAAAGCCAUCACCCUGGCCAUCGGGGACGGCGCCAAUGACGUGGGGAUGAUCCAGACAGCCCACGUAGGGGUCGGGAUCAGCGGGAACGAGGGCAUGCAGGCCACCAACAACUCAGACUAUGCCAUUGCACAGUUUUCCUACCUGGAGAAGCUGCUUUUAGUUCACGGAGCCUGGAGCUACAACCGGGUGACCAAGUGCAUCCUCUACUGCUUCUACAAGAAUGUGGUCCUCUACAUCAUUGAGCUUUGGUUCGCCUUUGUUAAUGGAUUUUCUGGGCAGAUUUUAUUUGAGCGCUGGUGCAUCGGCCUGUACAAUGUGAUCUUCACCGCGUUGCCGCCCUUCACUCUGGGAAUCUUUGAGAGGUCUUGUACUCAGGAGAGCAUGCUGAGGUUUCCACAGCUCUACAAAAUCACCCAGAAUGCAGAAGGCUUCAACACUAAGGUUUUCUGGGGUCACUGCAUCAAUGCCUUGGUCCACUCCCUCAUCCUCUUCUGGCUUCCCAUGAAAGUACUGGAGCACGAUACUCCGCUGGCCAGCGGUCACGCCACAGACUAUUUGUUUGUUGGAAAUAUUGUUUACACGUACGUUGUGGUUACAGUUUGUCUGAAAGCUGGCUUGGAGACAACAGCCUGGACAAAAUUCAGUCACCUGGCCGUGUGGGGAAGCAUGCUGAUCUGGCUGGUGUUUUUUGGUGUCUACUCAACCAUCUGGCCGACCAUCCCUAUCGCUCCUGACAUGAAAGGGCAGGCGACCAUGGUCCUGAGCUCUGCAUCCUUCUGGUUGGGAUUGUUCCUGGUUCCCACUGCGUGUCUGAUUGAAGAUGUGAUGUGGAGAGCGGCCAAGCACACCUGCAAAAAGACGCUGCUGGAGGAGGUGCAGGAGCUGGAGACCAAGUCCCGAGCGAUGGGGACAGCAAUGCUGCGAGACAGCAGUGGAAAGAGGAUGAACGAGCGUGACCGUCUGAUCAAGCGACUUAGCAGGAAGACACCCCCGACGCUCUUCCGAGCAGGCUCCAUCCAGCAGUGUGUCACCCACGGAUAUGCCUUUUCUCAAGAAGAGCAUGGAGCUGUCACCCAGGAGGAAAUAGUCCGUGCUUAUGACACCACUAAAACGAAGUCGAGGAAGAAAUGAGGCGACUUUCGUGGAUGGCUCU
Molecule: messenger RNA, 3505 nt
Organism: Arvicola amphibius (Eurasian water vole)
Lineage: Eukaryota; Metazoa; Chordata; Mammalia; Rodentia; Cricetidae
Gene: Atp8a2
Product: ATPase phospholipid transporting 8A2
Biological process (GO): neuron development; phospholipid translocation
Cellular component (GO): plasma membrane
Molecular function (GO): ATP hydrolysis activity; magnesium ion binding; ATPase-coupled intramembrane lipid carrier activity
Source: RefSeq, a predicted model, not a curated record